Molecule: messenger RNA, 579 nt
Organism: Medicago truncatula (barrel medic)
Lineage: Eukaryota; Viridiplantae; Streptophyta; Magnoliopsida; Fabales; Fabaceae
Product: non-specific lipid-transfer protein
Exons: 2
Coding region: 80-439 (119 amino acids)
Biological process (GO): lipid transport
Molecular function (GO): lipid binding
Source: RefSeq, a predicted model, not a curated record
AUUCAUCUCCAUAAACACACACAAACACACACUCACUAACACACUUGAAUAGCAUUUCCUCUAUCAAAAUUUCCAAAUCAUGGCUAGUUCAAUGCUUUUGAAGGUUACUUGUUUGGCUAUGAUAUGCUUGGUUUUGGGCAUUCCAUUAGCCAAUGCUGCCCCUUCAUGUCCUGCAGUGGCACAAACUUUAACACCAUGCCUUCCGCACGUAUCAAACCCAGGUCCAUCUCCCCCUCAACCAUGUUGCAAUAGGGUUAAGACUUUAAAUAGCCAAGCCAAAACUACGCAAGAUCGUCAUCAUGUUUGCGGUUGCCUCAAAUCUCUUAUGGCCGGCAUACCUGGACUCAAUCUUCCAGCCUUUGCUUCCGUCGCUAAAGACUGCGGUGUUGACAUAGGCUAUAUUAUUAGUCCUAACACGGACUGUAGCAAGAUAAACUAGCAGGGCUUGCACUUGAUGAAUGAAUAAGUAUUUAGUUUGUGGUGAUAACCAAAACAGAAUAAAGGAGAUGAUUUAAUUUCUCCGACUGUAACCAAAUCCAUCUAUCUACUAUGUAUUUCGAUAAUAUUAAAAUUAAAAUA